Molecule: messenger RNA, 4411 nt
Organism: Melitaea cinxia (Glanville fritillary)
Lineage: Eukaryota; Metazoa; Arthropoda; Insecta; Lepidoptera; Nymphalidae
Exons: 12
Coding region: 1-3708 (1235 amino acids)
Source: RefSeq, a predicted model, not a curated record
AUGGGUGAAAUAAAACAAAGGCAGCACGCGCCCGCCGCGGCACUCAUACUGAGUGCUCUGCUUUGUGGCAGCCCUGGCGAUACAAUGCAUCGCGCGAUACAUCUACACGCAAGCCUAUCCUACAAACUCCCCGGGUGUGACGACGUGCAGCGUUCGUUGGAGCUGCUGGACCAGGUGCUGAGUGAGUACGACGAAGGCGAGCCCCGGUCAUUGGAGGCGCGCGCGCCGGCCACUCCGGCCACCCCCGCCACCCCCGCCACUCCGGCCACCGACGACGACUCGCCGCUCGCCGGACACACCUCCGAGGACGAUGGAUACAUGAGCAUGAACGGGAGACGAAGACAAAAGAGUUUAAUAGAGUUUUUAAUAUAUAAUUUUAGAGCGAAAUUCGCGCUGGGUUUUCGACCGACGGAGGAACGUGAGGAGAGUUCGCCGCCGGAUCCCCCAUCGCCACACUCACCGCCGCCUCCUGAAGAAGCAGAGAGAAUUAUUUCAACUCUAUUACCUAAAGUUUCACCUGCAAAUUCUGCCAAACGAACAAUUUCGGCGGAGCGGUGUGAGGCCGAAGAGAAAUUGGAUUCAAUAAUAAGCGUAAAUGGAAUUACAACCGCAACUCAAACUACAUUUCCGAAAACUAGACACCAACGUCCGUAUGGGUGGGAUAAAGAUAUUGAAUCGAAUGGUUUCCAGUUACAGCAACCACCGGUACCUCCAUACAAAUUCUCGUCAUUACAGCAUGGCACCCGCCCACCUCAAUCCGAAGUCAUCCCAACGUGGCUUCCUCCAAGGCAUUCAGCUCCAAUUAAUUUAAAAAAGUCACCUAGCUUCGAAAAUCCACCAGUGUUUCCGUUUAUGGGCUUCUCGAGCGAAUUCAAUGACAAACCAUAUAAUGAACAUCCGGUCACUAUUUACCCUGGUCCAAAUAUCCAAUAUAAUCGACAAUCUCACUCUCCAACAUAUAAAAUAUCACCUUCAAGUAUCACUAAAACUAUCGAUAAAAAGAGCAAUGGUAAACGUGAUAGCAGAUCGGAAGGAGAAAUGCUAUCGCCGAAAAGUAAAGUACCUCCGCGGACUCUCGCCAGUUCUAUGGAGAGGCAUAGAGAAGUUUGUAGAGGAUCAUCGGAGGACAUAAUGGAGAUUUGCAAGACGCGAGGUUCGAAUAGGUGCAACGACGAAGAUCAUUUUUCAGACGAUUCGUUGGAAGAGUCCUUUCCACCGCCACCGCCCGCAGUUAGCACACCAUCGAAACGCAAUUCCAUAGCCUGGGAAGUGUCUCUCGAUGGUGACGAUCCACUACUUACUCCAGGAAGUACAAAGGUUAUAGGAAGACGAAGAAGAAAAUCUGGAGACCAGUCUCAUUCAAGUACUAGUUCCAUACCACAAAGAGUAGACGAUGAUUGGGGCGAGGAAUAUUGGCCUCCACCACCGCCGAUAUCCCAAUGUGAACCUUUGACGUCACCUAUUUCUGAUGCAGAAACAGAACAUCGUCGCGUACAGGAUCUUGCAUCAGGCACUUACGUUAUCAGGAAAGGAAAGAACAGAAAGCAGCUGCCAACCUUUAAUAAAAACUCUAAUAAUAAAACACAACCUGCUACAAAUAAUCUUUCGCAAAGCCAUAGUUUAAACAGAAGUUUCGAAAAGUCUAUUGACGGUUCUAGCAUUUCAAUAAGUGGUUCAGGGUCUGUUGGUUCCUAUAACUCUAGACCGAGUUCAGAUUUAAGUUUACCUCAAUCACGAUACAGUGCUGACUUGAACUCGAGGUUUAGUCGUGAACUAAAUACUCCAAACUCUAGAUAUAGUAUUGACCUUUGUACUCCAAAUUCUAGAUUAAGUAAAGAAAUGACUUCUCCUAAGUCAAGACUCAGUUUGGAUCUCAAUAAUGCCCAUGAGAGAUACAUCAAUCCAGAGUAUUAUGGCCAUAGUCCUAAAAGUAGACAGGUAAAUAGCGAUAAGAUUGUUGUUGGAUCCAAGAAUAGCACUCAAAGUAAAUUAUCCCCACAAAGUAGAUUUACUGAUUUCAAAAAAUAUUCUUCUACUUUUGAUAACAUACAGUCACUUAUAAAAGAGGGAAAAGUUGAAGAAACACCUCAAGUGGAUUGCAAUGAAACUGUUACCGAACUUUCAACGGUCCCUCCUAAUAUGGUCCGAGUUAUAUCUCUUCCAAGUCUAGGAGCUGAAGGAGAUAGUAACAGUGCAAGUCGCCAGGCUCUUAUAACGACAGUAGAAGAGGAAGAGGACCAGGAAAGUGGAGAACCGGAAUCUAGUGGUGAAACUUCGCCACUUCGUAAAAUUGAAAAUAAUAUUAGUGCUAUACUGAACCAAGGUCGGGACCAAAAACAUUUUACUCCAUACUUACCCAAAGACUGGAAUAUCCAUAAGGACGAAUACUGUGAUGAAAUAUCAAAAGAAAUUUUAGAAAACAAUUUCCGUUAUAGCUCUAGAGAUAAACAGAAGAGGCAUGAUAUUCAAAAAUCAUCUAGCCACAAUGAAAUUCAAAAUCAGAGGUCAAUUGAGCGUCGCGAUCGUUCUUCAGGGAGAAGAUCAAAUAGUAUGCACAAGUCUACCAGUGUAAAAGACGUACCGGUCAGCCUUAUGCGACAACCCUCAUCCUCGGAUUCUGCAGUAUCAAGUGGCGGAGAUUUUCCGCUAAAUGUUCAAAUCGUUGAACAUUCCUACAGACAUAAUAAAAAUAACCAAUUGCCUCCAUCUCCGAGCAUGGGUCAUGAAAUGGGACCCCUACCACAAACACCAGAAUCUCCAAAGUUUCCGCCCUUGCCACCCUCCCCUGUACAGGAGGUUGAGGACGAGUACACAGAAAUUAUGCAACCGACAGAAAGGCGUCAUGGUAGAAAAGCCGACACACUACCGACCCCAACAAUGGAAUCUAGGAGAAGGCCGUCAGAACCCCCAGCGGUGCCUCCACACCGUGAUACUACAAACAGUCUUAAAACGAGAUCAAUGGAGACAAGUUACAACAAAAAUAGAAAAAAUAGUAAUUUCAAGAGUGGCUCUACGGACAGGCGUACGCUACCUACCGACACGGGAGCGAGCGGAGCAAGACGACGAACGCUGCAACGUCAGAACCGCGAAAGCAACGUACGCGGCCAACUACAGACGUCCGCGAGCCUGCCCGAGACGCCGGUGUUCGCGCGCGGCUGCGACGUUCCGCGGACACCGCCCCGGAACUCCACGGGCACGCCGAGGAGCAACGUCAACUCUAUGCAAACAAUAGGAAGUAGCGCAACUUUGGGAGGUUAUGGACGAGGAUCUGUGAUGGGCACGUCAGGAGUUUGUACUGGCGCUGACUUGCUUCGUUUAGGCGGACCCCCGCGAGGCUGGUACCCUCGUCAGAGACAUAGACCAGCUUCAACUGAGCAUCUGGAUAGAAUAACAACUUCGUCAAAAAUGGCGGUGGAUCACCCUGUAACAUGGGAUAAUUCAGGUGCAAGGAAACCUCUCACUCUGCCUCCGAAUUUAACGCCCAAAUUCUUUCAAAAGUCACCUAGAGAAGCACUACGCAGAGUUACAAGUCUAUUAAUACGAAAAGGAAACAAUGGAAAGGAGAAGGAAAGUUCUCGAAGCAAGGAGGCAACGUCGCCGGCGGCUCGAUCUGCAAACGGCGAGGAGCAUCCAGGCCAGAAACAAAGAAAAGGUUUCUUUAGAAGUCUUUGGAAGAAAUCUCGCCAUUAUUCAUUGGAGCAUCCGUGACAAGAUAGUUUAUGCGAUUUGACCUUGAAAUCUCUCCCAUGAAAUAAGUUACACUUUUUGUAACAAACUAAGUACAUUGCUAUAAUCGAAAUUUUUCGAUAACAAAAUUUUAUAAAUAAGAUUAAUGACUCAAAAAAUCGCUGUGAAAUUGCGAACAUUAGAGUAAAUUGUUGUACUAACAUGUGCGUGAAUGUGGCUUUGAAAAUUUAAAACGUAUAAUUUAGUUUGUUGGCUUAAGUGACAUGUUUAUUUUAAUUAAAUUGUAUGUAUAUGAAUAAUCUAACCGGUGGUUAUUACAGCGCAUAAUUCAUUUAAGGAAUAUCAAUUUUAGGAAAACACGACAAUUUUCUUUCUUAAUCAUAAAAUAGGUUUGUAGAAAUGUAGAUAACCACGUAGUAAGUUCUGUACAUCCGAUUUCUUGGGUUUAAAUUAUUGUUAACCGUUUUAGUAUGUAAGAAUUAUUUCUUAGGCAUCUAUAUUUAAUUAUAGUUAACAAUGAAAUACACAACAAUUUGUAACUUAAUUAAAAUUUUCUUUAUAGAAUUAGACGUGUAAAAUGAUGUGUGGUAUAUUAUAUAAAGAACCAAAUUCAAUAAUAGACUACCACUUUUAACAUUUUAUACCAAUCCUUGUAUUCGAGUGUACUUAAUUCUUAUUAUUAUAGAUUUUGUCAAAAGAAAUAAAUUAUGUUCAUUAGCCAAAA